AUGGAGUUGUGGGACGACGUUGUCCGCCUGGUGGUCGAAAAUCUGAGUGGAUUUGCACGACCAGGUUCCCGAAUAUGGUGGUGCUCGACGUCUGUCUUCAAUUUCUUGCCGUUGCACGCUGCUGGCACGUACAGGCCAGGUGAACGAUUGCUUUCGCAGUUAUAUAUCUCUUCAUACACGCCAUCCCUUACCGCGUUGAUGAGGGCUCGCAGAAAUCAUGACAGGUCGCUGUCGGUGUCAUUCGCUGCCAUUGGCCAGAAUCGCCCAGCUGGUGCUUUAUUCACUUUGGAUGACUGCAGAGUCUUUUACCCCCCUCCUCCAACUGUUUCCUUCACCAAGAUAACAAGUGUUGAUGCCACAAAAUCGAGAGCGCUGUGCGCAUUGCAUGACAAUACUUGGCUCCAUCUCUCAUGUCACGGAACACAGAAAUUGGACGAACCCUUCAAUUCGGCCUUCCUCAUGCGCGACCAACCGCUUUCACUCCUCGAUAUUACCCAAAUGGAUCUGUCUCGGCAUCAAUUUGCAUUUCUCUCUGCCUGUGAGACCGCAGUCGGUGCCGUUAGUAUGCCCAACGAAGUGAUACACCUAGCGGCUGGCCUGCAGUUCGCUGGGGUUAAGAGCGUCGUUGAGACAGUAUGGGAGGUCAAUGAUAGUACUGUGCAGCGGUUGGUCGAGGCAUUCUACAAAAACUUUUGCGGGGAUGGCAAAAUGAAUCCCAAACGAGCUGCACGAGCGCUGCACAGAGCGGUCCAGUCGUUGGCCAGCGACAAGGACAUGCCCUUAGACCAGCGCAUAGUGUUCAUGCACAUUGGCAUAUGA
This is a messenger RNA of Suillus subalutaceus, 819 nucleotides long. Its product is annotated as CHAT domain-containing protein. The record is from RefSeq and is a predicted model, not a curated record. The coding region runs from base 1 to 819 and encodes 272 amino acids. Lineage: Eukaryota; Fungi; Basidiomycota; Agaricomycetes; Boletales; Suillaceae. The transcript has 2 exons.